AUGCCUAUCCCCACAGAACUCGUCGGAAGUCUCCCUCGACCAACAUACCUCCAAAAGGCGUUUGCAGACUACGACGCGGGCAAAAUAUCUCACGAACAGCUUAUAGAGGCCCAGGACAGAGCGGUCGAGGAUUCGUUGAAACACCUUGGCCACACAGGUGAACCGUUGAUCACCGACGGUGAGCAACGGGCGAGUUCGUUUGCCACGUAUCCCAUCACCGAUACUCUCGGGGGCACGGGUCUGUCGGAGAAUCUCGCUGCUGACGGUCAAUACUUUGCCAUCUUUGAGGAUGGGCAUCACCGGCAACUGCCCCGCCUCGUGAAGGGGUCCUUCAAAUACAAGACCUACGCCUACGACAACUUGAAGAGGUCGAUGCCGCUGGCGGGCGGGCACCCCAUGAAACAAGCCGUCAUUGCGCCAUCUAUGAUGUACCUGCUGUACCCAUUGAACGGCACCGUCGAGGGAUAUCCCCAAGAAGCAUUCGAAAAGGACCUUGUUCACGAAUGCGAGAAAGACAUCCGCGGCUGUUUCGCCGCCGGGGCCAAGCGUGUGUCCAUUGACUUCACAGAAGGGAGACUCGCAGCGAAGAAUGAUAAGAGAAAUCCAUGGACUGGGGCACACUUGUUGCAAAAGUUUGUUGACUUGAACAACCAGGUCCUCGACCGAUUCACACCAGAAGAGCGCAAGAAUAUCGGCAUCCAUACCUGCCCCGGCGGAGACUGCGACUCGGUCCACUCUGCUGACGUCGACUACCACGAACUCCUGCCGUCCUUGUUCCAGAUGAACGCGGGCUACUUCCUGAUCCAGCUGGCCUCGGAGAAGAACAAGGCCAGAGUGUACGAGGAGAUCGGGCGCACGAUCCGCAAGGACGCCAAGGGCGUGAAGCAGGUCGCCUUCGUCGGCGUGGUCGACCCGCUCAACCCGGCGGUCGAGACGCCCGAGCACGUCUGCGAGGCGCUCGUCGAGGCAGCCAAGUACAUCCCCGCCGACCAGCUGGGCGCGACAGACGACUGCGGCUUCAGCCCGUUCAGCAUCGACGUCAAGCCUAAGCACAAAGGCAACCCGGACUUUGCGCGGGAGGUUGCGUUCCAGAAGAUCGCCAACCGAGUCAAAGGGGCGAAGAUGGCGAGUGAGCGGUUGGGACUGUGA
Messenger RNA from Cladophialophora psammophila CBS 110553, 1149 nucleotides. RefSeq lists its product as uncharacterized. The transcript has 2 exons. The record is from RefSeq and is a predicted model, not a curated record. The coding region runs from base 1 to 1149 and encodes 382 amino acids. Lineage: Eukaryota; Fungi; Ascomycota; Eurotiomycetes; Chaetothyriales; Herpotrichiellaceae.